Molecule: messenger RNA, 467 nt
Organism: Chrysoperla carnea
Lineage: Eukaryota; Metazoa; Arthropoda; Insecta; Neuroptera; Chrysopidae
Exons: 2
Coding region: 3-425 (140 amino acids)
Source: RefSeq, a predicted model, not a curated record
UCAUGAAACUGAUAUUUUUAAUUUUCAUCCUUAGUGUAGGUGUGUGCUUCACAAGUGGUGCUUUUUGUGGGGUACGUCGUCGACCAAAACUAGUAGAAUCAGCAUUGGAUAAUGAAAUAAUAGACGGUCGUAAUCGUUGGGUUUAUCAAUUACCCCGAAAAGGUGAUGAUGAUGAAGAAGAAUAUUGUGAAAUUGAAGAAAUUAUUGUUGAAAAAACCGUUGAAUUACCAACAAAAAUUGAAAACAUUGAAGAUGACAAUUUUCCAUCGUGUUCAAUGCCUGAUCAAGUGCUUGAGGUACCUGAUUUAAUUCCAAUACAUCCUGGAAAGAAUUCAAUCAAAUUUCGAGAGUAUUAUAUUGAACCGUUUAAAGUUACUGAAACUGAAAACCAUGCUGGUGCAAAACGUUUAGUUGUUGCGGCUUAAUUUCAUUCUUGUUUAUAUCUAAUAAAUGAAUACUCAUCGAAA